Aedes aegypti (yellow fever mosquito) is the source of this 1517-nucleotide messenger RNA. RefSeq names its product odorant receptor 94a (gene Or37). Gene Ontology annotation, biological process: detection of chemical stimulus involved in sensory perception of smell; sensory perception of smell. NCBI's taxonomy places the organism in Eukaryota, Metazoa, Arthropoda, Insecta, Diptera, Culicidae. The coding region runs from base 266 to 1420 and encodes 384 amino acids. Gene Ontology annotation, molecular function: olfactory receptor activity; odorant binding. Gene Ontology annotation, cellular component: plasma membrane. The transcript has 3 exons. The record is from RefSeq and is a predicted model, not a curated record.
GUUCACCGCUACGGCUAUCUGGGCCCCUCAAGCUCAAAGCUGUCGGUUACGUAUUCAGUGGCCUCUCAGAGGAAAGGUAAUGUAAAAUAUUUAACAUCGGGUCGUGCAAGGCUACUUUUAAAUCAUUUAUAAAAUUUUAAUCCCUAUUUUAUAAAGCUUGACACAGCCGACGACACCUAUUUUGACUUAAUUAUAUGAUUCAAAAUUGUUAGUCGCCCAAGUGACUCCUCCCCGUUCAGACGGUAACAACACGCAUCACUCACAUAUGGCAUCGCAGGGUGAGCUGAUUUCAUCGGUUCGUGUUAUCCUGUGGAUAUAUCGGAUAAUCGGUCUGAGUCGAGAAAACAACCAAUCAGUACGCUAUCGUAUCUACCGUUGGGUGCUCAACAUUCCAUUCCUCUUUGCGUAUCUGUUUGCCAUGAUCAUAAGUGCUCUUCAUGAGGAAAACUCCGAAAUCCUUUGGAAAGAUACUAUUUUCAUCAUCCUCACCGAAGCUUCUAUGUUCGUUAAGGUGGUCACCACCUAUUGCCGGUUCCAGGAUACCUUUCAACUUUUGCAAACAUCUGUUUCGGAAGAAUUCUCUCCGAGGUGCCCAUGUGAGCAAGAACGGCAUCGAAGAGUUUUACGCCAUUUGAAUGGCGCUCUGAUGGGUUAUCUGACCGUUAGUGUCAUUACUGCCUGUAGCACAGCUAUUCACAUCUUCGAAGGUAUGCACAAACUUCCGACGUUCUCUUGGUUCUUUGGAGUACCAUAUGGUCCGGAUCAUGGAUUUAACUACCUACUCAUCGCUAGUUAUCAAGUGAGCGGUAUGGUGAUGCACUGUGCGUUGAAUGUCUCUGGGGAUAUUCAGAUAACCUACCUGUUGGCCAUCGCAGGGAUUCAGUUGGACUUUUUGAAAAGGCGAUUCGAGGAUUUGAAGGAAGAUUACCUGGUGCACUUGCAAAGGCGGAAUUUGAUCCACCAUAAUCGCCACAUGCAACUGGUGGAACAAUUCGUCCAAGAUAUCGAACGAGUCUACUCUCCUGCGACAUUCACACAGUUCUGUGUCAGUGCGAUAACGAUUUGUGCGACAGCCUUCCGCAUAUCCAGUAACGCAGGUGUUGCCAUCGGGAUGAUGAUGUACCUGUUGUCAAUGACCGUGGAAAUCUAUCUUCCCUGCUAUUAUGGAAACGAAAUCACGCGGAAAAGUCAACGCCUCACCAAUGCGUUGUACUCGUGCGAAUGGUAUCGGUUCGACUCGGAGACUCGUCGAACAGUGAAAAUGCUGAUGAUACGCACCAACAAACCAAUGAUGUUGAAGGCCGGUAGAUUUUUUCAGUACAGUUUGGAUACGUUUGGCACGACUUUGAACUCGGCAUACUCGCUCUUUGCUGUACUACAAAAUACAUUAGUGGAUUCUGGGAAACAAGGCCAACCGUGAACCAUGUUGUUUUCAUCAUUAUGACAAGCUUUCGCUUGUAAAGGUCUUGAGAAGGUAAGGUGCAAAAUUGUUGAGAGUGCCUAAAGGAGAGACAAUA